Messenger RNA from Erythranthe guttata (spotted monkey flower), 1889 nucleotides. RefSeq names its product calcium-dependent protein kinase 32. Lineage: Eukaryota; Viridiplantae; Streptophyta; Magnoliopsida; Lamiales; Phrymaceae. Gene Ontology annotation, biological process: protein phosphorylation. The record is from RefSeq and is a predicted model, not a curated record. Gene Ontology annotation, molecular function: protein kinase activity; ATP binding; calcium ion binding.
AUUUGAUCGAGAUUUUUAAUGGGUAAUUGUUGUACAUCCCCCAAAACUUCCGAUGAGAAAAUCAGGGGAAAGCACAAACCGAAUCCUUUCUCAAUCGACAAUGGCGGCCACGCAGUACCAAACGGUGGGUUCAAAUCGUUUGUAUUGACCAAUCCAACGGGGCAUAAUAUCGAAGAGUUUUACGAACUGGGGCGCGAGCUCGGACGGGGUGAAUUCGGUGUCACGUAUUUGUGUACCGAUAAAACCAGUAAGGACGUGUUUGCCUGUAAAUCGAUAUCGAAGAAGAAGCUGAGGACGAGAGUGGAUAUCGAAGAUGUUAGGAGGGAAGUCGAGAUCAUGAAGCAUUUGCCUAAGCACCCGAAUAUUGUUAGCUUGAAAGAUACUUACGAGGACGAUUACGCCGUCCACUUGGUUAUGGAGUUGUGUGAGGGCGGUGAAUUGUUCGAUAGGAUCGUUGCGAGGGGGCAUUAUACUGAAAGGGCUGCUGCAGCCGUGACUCGUACGAUUGUCGAAGUUAUUCAGAAUUGCCAUAAGCACGGGGUCAUGCAUCGCGAUCUAAAGCCCGAAAAUUUCUUAUUUUCAAAUAACAAAGAGACGGCACCGCUCAAGGCCAUCGAUUUCGGGCUCUCGGUUUUCUUCAAGCCCGGCGAGAGAUUCAACGAGAUUGUAGGAAGUCCUUAUUACAUGGCUCCUGAGGUACUCAAAAGAAACUACGGUCCAGAAGUCGAUGUUUGGAGUGCCGGUGUCAUUCUUUAUAUCUUACUUUGUGGUAUUCCGCCUUUUUGGGCUGAAACUGAACAAGGAGUUGCCCAAGCAAUCAUUCGUUCGGUUGUGAACUUCACAAGAGACCCUUGGCCUUUGGUUUCCGAUAAAGCAAAGGAUUUGGUCAAGAAAAUGCUAAACCCUGAUCCGAAACAGAGGCUUACAGCGCAAGAAGUCUUAGAUCAUCCUUGGUUACAGAAUGCGAAGAGUGCUCCGAAUGUUUCUCUGGGUGAAACUGUGAGAGCUAGGCUUAAACAAUUUUCGAUGAUGAAUAAGUUGAAGAAAAGAGCCCUUAGGGUGAUUGCUGAGCAUUUGUCGGUGGAGGAAGUGGCGGGAAUUAAAGAGGGGUUCCAAUUGAUGGAUACGGGCAACAAGGGCAAAAUCGACAUUCAUGAAUUGAGAGCUGGCCUCCACAAGCUUGGCCAUCAAAUACCCGAAUCUGAUAUUCAAGUUCUUAUGGAAGCUGGGGAUGUGGAUAAGGAUGGAUAUCUGGAUUGUGCGGAGUUUGUUGCGAUAUCUGUACACCUAAGGAAAAUGGGUAAUGAUGACCAUUUACGAAAAGCCUUUCAAUUCUUCGAUAGAAACGAGAGUGGGUACAUUGAGAUUGAAGAGCUGAGAGAUGCCUUUGCUGACGAGGCGGAAGCAACCAGUGAAGAGGUCAUUAACGCAAUUAUUCAAGAUGUCGACACUGACAAGGAUGGAAGAAUAAGUUUUGAGGAGUUUGCUGCAAUGAUGAAAUCGGGCACAGAUUGGAGAAAGGCGUCGAGGCAAUAUUCUCGUGAACGAUAUAAUAGUCUCAGCUUGAAAUUGAUGACGGAUGGAUCUUUACAAAUGAGCAACGAAGCUUAGUUAGGGAAGAAAGAUUGAACGAAACAUCUACGCAAACGCGUCUCGUUUUUUUCUGUUGGUUAUGCUUUAUAAUUUAUAUUGCCUGUUUUGUUUUGUUUGGAGGAGGGAUGAAAAAAUGUGAAGCAUUGUUUUUUUUUUUUUUUUUUUUUUUUUCUUGGAAAUGUUUAUAGUUGUAAAUAUUGCUACUAAACAUAAUUCAAUUUAUCUGUCCAAAAGCUUCUUAUUUAAAACGUUUUCUUGUCCGAUCAGAUAAAUUAAUAAUUUCGCUUGAUUAAUAA